Messenger RNA from Dalotia coriaria, 4345 nucleotides. RefSeq names its product frizzled 2 (gene fz2). Gene Ontology annotation, molecular function: Wnt receptor activity; Wnt-protein binding. The record is from RefSeq and is a predicted model, not a curated record. Bases 845 to 2689 code for a protein of 614 amino acids. The transcript has 4 exons. Gene Ontology annotation, cellular component: plasma membrane. Gene Ontology annotation, biological process: non-canonical Wnt signaling pathway; canonical Wnt signaling pathway. NCBI's taxonomy places the organism in Eukaryota, Metazoa, Arthropoda, Insecta, Coleoptera, Staphylinidae.
UCAGUCUCGGUCCGCCGCUCGACGUGACGCGCCGUUAUCGAUAUCGACGCUUAUCAUGUAGUUCUGCUAUCUCACGUGGCCGUUUCAACGUUUGCUGCAAGCAUUGCUGAAUUUAAACAUUGAAAUCAUUUUAUUUCUAAAUAUUAGAAAACAAAACAUUGCAAAACUGUGUUUCAUUCGUGUGAGAUCAUCAUCGACAAACAGUUCGAAGCAGACAAGUUGAGGUUAAAAGAACGCGCUACUGGAUUAGUCAUCAGCUGCUCGCCACAUUAUCUUAUCUCCGAGAUUUAUUAAUUCGGUGCGUGUAUGGUUACAGCACUUAUUCACACAACUGCCGCCGCUGGCAGAGUGAAGCAUCAUCAUUAGCGCUUUCCGGGAUAACGUAAAAACCACUUAAACGGUUCUUACUUUUUACACUCACCCUCCAAAGUGACGAAAAAACUGAUUUCCGGUGCAGCGUCGUCGUGUCAAAGGCAACUAACUAGUUUCGCGAAAACGUCCAGCAGCUGGGUGCCAUGUGUCACCGCCAUGUCUGGAUGUUGGAUUGACUGACUGUUGUUGCUUUAAUGCCUUCCACAACCGGGAUGCCAGCCACGCCAGCCAGUGCAGUGCGAUGCCGUCGGUCGUAACAGUUUCGUACAGUCGGGACCAGUGCGUGUGAUUUCUUCCUAAACGACGUUUCGAUUAGGUGUGUGCACGCACACGCAUCGCGCGCAGAUAUUUAACGUACGCGCAAUACAAACAUUUCGCUAAAAAUAGAUGCGGCGUUGAAGCAUUAACGUAUACGCGCGCGUCUCGAUUCUCUGCAGCCGCGUGAGCAAACGUAAAUAUAUAUACGGUGAAGAUGAGGUGCGUUAACGCAAUUACGAUGCUCGCCUUCUUGCUGAUGAUGAGUGCGGUGGCACCCAGCGCGUCGGUGAUUGCAUCGCAUGCGGACACCAAGGAUCAGGAGGGACAGUGCGAGCAGAUUACGAUACCGAUGUGCCGCGAGAUCGGUUACAAUAUGACGCGAAUGCCCAACGAGUUGAAUCAUUACAAUCAGGAGGAAGCCGGACUGGAAGUGCAUCAGUUCUGGCCGCUGGUGCAGAUCAACUGCUCGCCGGAACUGCAGUUCUUCCUCUGCUCUAUGUACGUGCCCAUCUGUCUACCGGAUUAUCAGAAGCCGCUGCCACCGUGCCGCGACCUGUGCGCUCGGGCGCGAUUAGGGUGCGAACCAAUCAUGCAGCAGUACGGUUUCCAGUGGCCGGACCGCAUGGACUGCAAUCGUUUUCCGGUCCAGGGCGCAUCAACGGACAGUCUGUGCAUGGACCAGAACAAACCAGAAUCUCCACCGCCACCUCCAGCGAAGCCUCCAACAGCCAAGCCGCCAAAGAGCAACAAAAAGUGCAAAGAUCCAAAAAACUGCGCGGAUCCCCUGGGCGGGGGAAAGCGCGGAAAAGAUUGCACGUGCAGCUGUCAGAAGGGGCUGGUGCCGGUGACGAACCAAAGCGUGUCCGUGGCCGGCGUCGCAAACUGUGCGUUCCCGUGCAAGGAGACGUACUUCACUCCCGACGAAAAGGAGUUCGCCGCCGUGUGGAUCACGCUCUGGUCGGGCCUGUGCGCCGCCUCGACCUUAAUGACACUAACCACCUUCCUAAUCGAGACUGAGCGUUUCAAGUACCCGGAGAGACCAAUUGUCUUUCUAUCCGGGUGCUACUUCCUGGUAUCCGUUGGCUACCUAGUGAGGGUCUUUUUGGGGCACGAAGAAGUUGCUUGCAAUGGCCCCAUCAUCAAAUACUCAUCGACCGGUACGAAUCCAUGUUUCUUCGUAUUUUUCCUUAUUUACUUCUUUGGAAUGGCCUCGUCUAUUUGGUGGGUCAUACUGGCGUUUACAUGGUUCCUAGCCGCUGGUCUUAAAUGGGGCAAUGAAGCGAUUGCUAGCUACUCUAUUUACUUCCACCUCGCCGCUUUGCUCGUCCCAUUUGUGCAAACUGUAGGCGUUUUAUCAUCGGGGGCCGUGGAUGGUGACCCCGUUUCGGGAAUAUGCUACGUUGGCAAUAUGAAUAUGGAUAACUUAUGGACGUUUGUGUUAGCUCCACUGGUAGUCUACUUGUUAGUGGGCACGAGUUUCUUGUUUGCCGGAUUCGUUUCACUAUUCCGUAUUCGAUCGGUGAUCAAGAAACAGGGCGGAGCUGGUGCUGGAUCGAAAGCCGAGAAGCUCGAAAAGCUCAUGAUUCGCAUAGGAAUCUUUAGUGUACUCUACACGGUGCCAGCGACUAUCGUCAUCGCUUGUCAUCUCUACGAGAACACUUACCACAACGAAUGGCUGUCGUCGAUGGCGUGCUCGUGCCCCAGCAGCCCCGGCAGUUCCAUGACGAACAAGCGCUCCAAAGUCAUCCCAUUGUACUCAGUUCUAAUGCUCAAAUACUUCAUGGCACUAGCUGUCGGCAUCACGUCCGGCGUAUGGAUUUGGUCCGGAAAGACACUCGACUCGUUUAGGAGAUUAUGGCGGCGACUCGUCGGGCGGCCUGAUCCGACCGGGGCAGGCGCGGUGUUGAUCAAAUCGCGACCAGGCAAGGCACCUCCGCAAUACCUAGUGGCAGGACCUGGCAGUGCGUCACUCUUGGGACCCGCUGGAAGCGUCGCGUCCGCCAGCCAGCACCAUUUGCACCACCAUGUUCUCAAACAGCCGCCGCUAAGUCACGUAUGACAGGCGGGCGAGGGGGCCGCACCUGUUGUUGUUAGUCAUCAGGGUCCCGGUUCCGGGCCUUCCUUGAGCAACUACGGGCCCAUUUGAGUGACCGCCUGGGCCCCUCGUCAUUUGGUCACCGCUCUCUAGUCUCGUUAUAUUUAACACGUCUAAACGGUUUUAAUUGGAUAGUGCCAGUGAUGCGAUGGGACAUUCGUUCGGACGAAAGGACUGUUUGUAAUAAUAUAUAACUUAUUUAUUUUUUAACCGGCAAACAUUGUGUUUGAGCGUUCUAUCAUUGUGAUUAUUUGAGAGCAUUUAUAUUAGAUCAGUUUCCUUUUAAUUGCAUAUACACCAGGAUGUAACAUUCACUGUGCCAUAGCAAAGCGAAAACUAUGAUUAUUUGCGGCUCUUAUUAUUUUCAUUGUACAAUUUUUGAUGUUGACUUUUAUUACGUGGUUCAUACAAGAGCAGAAUCGGCCUCGAACUCGAUUUCGUCUAAUUGAAUAGUAACUAUAUUAUUGACGAGUGUAUGCCAAAACACGAACUUGACUAGACCAAAUCCAAACGCAAAACAAUAAAAGAAGCACACAUGCGUUUACUACAGUGUUUCGAUGCGAACAAGUUGCUAACAACAAACCGAAACGAUGUGAGAUUUUAUAUACGUAAUUAAUAAUUGGAAUCAAUAACUAUUGAUUAAUAAAUAAUAGAGAAUUAGGAAUAAUCUUAUAUAAAAAAGAGAUGUGAUUUAGAUACUAUUACGAUGUAAUAAUGAAACUACAAAAAACCAAACAAAAUAUUCAAGUGACGAAGCAAAACUGUAAUCAAACUAAUUAAUGUAACGUAUGAAAGGUCAUUAUUGGUUCGGAGGGUUCCCGAGAAAUGCAGCCAUACAAAUGCGUGCCAUUUUAAUUAAACGUUGAGUUCACUUGCGAGUAAAACUGAGAUAGGGACCAUAUUUUCAAAAUUCCAACAUUUGCUGACAAAACGAAAACAAAAUACGAAAGGGAAUGCUGAAUUCUAUAUUGGACUCAAACCGAUGUGUACAUAUUAUUUCGUAGAAGUCAAGAGUUGCUUUCAUAGUUAACGAGUUGAAUCGAUUUUUGUACUUAUCAACAAGAAAAGUGUCUAUUUAAUCAUUUAUACACCUGUAUAUAGUUCAACAUGAAUAAUAGCAUAACAAUUCUUGUAAUACGACGCUAUGGAAUAUUGUAAGCCACGUUUUAUAAUAAUAUUUCCGUAAUAUUCAUAAUCAUAGUCAAAAAGAAAAUGUCUGCCUGUUGUUACAGAUAUCGUUUACGCGCGGUGCCAUCUUUAAAAGGCGUGCGCUGAAUUUAGCAGUUACGACAUAUCAAUGAUCAGUUUAUUUCGCAAUAAUUGUGUAUAACGAAUCUUAACGAUCUGUUGCCUACCUUAGUUGUUCUUUUUUUACCUACCAUUGUAAUGUUUAUGUAUCAUGCACAAAAAUGGGCGCAGAAAAUGCAGCGCUAAGCGGAGAUUGUUCUUUUGUAUAAAUGGAUUUACGUUUUUUGUGGAUCGUCAAACUAAAGAGAAAAAAAAAAAACAAAACAGGAAUAUUUAUCUCCCGUCUGUACAGGUUUUUUAAAAGUAAGGAAACUUAUUUCUUUGUAAAGUUGUGAGUGUAUAAAAUAGAAUAUACGGACAUAAUUAAAUAUA